Exophiala viscosa is the source of this 1434-nucleotide messenger RNA. RefSeq lists its product as uncharacterized. Bases 336 to 1391 code for a protein of 351 amino acids. NCBI's taxonomy places the organism in Eukaryota, Fungi, Ascomycota, Eurotiomycetes, Chaetothyriales, Herpotrichiellaceae. The record is from RefSeq and is a predicted model, not a curated record. The transcript has a single exon.
CCUUUGAUAUCUCUCCGCACUUUAUUUCAUGCCUCAUGGCCUUCCAGCAGGACCAGCACAAGUCAUUGAGUCAAGCAUACCUGCAAACAAUUUCAACAGUCAGCUGUGUGAUAUGAUACACCAGUGUUCUCAGAUGAUGCACCAAUGUCCGGACCCCGGUAUGUCACUGCCGCAUCUAUAACAAUGCUCGGCCGAAGGUGAGGUGAGAUAAGUCCGAGACCUCUGUGCAGUCUCAAAGUACAAAUUCUCGCCAUUUCCUCGCUCUUGAUCUCUCAGUUUCUCAACUGUAUAUCCUAGAAGUCGUAAGCAUCAACUGACUUUGUCAAUUUCACAUCAUGUCUGCAACUCACAACGACCAUAUCUCCAAGGUCGCCCUCGUUGGCGCAACAGGAACUCUGGGUUCCGAGAUUCUGUCCGCUCUCCUUGCUCACCCAUCCCCUCAAUAUCAAAUCACCGUCAUAACCCGGUCGGACAGCCCCGGACUCACCUCUAACCCACGUAUCAAUGUCAAGACAGGUUCAUACAAUGACCAUGCGUUCCUCGUAUCCGCCCUCACCGGCCAGGACGUCCUAGUCAUCACCCUGGGCUUCAGCAUCUGCGACCAAGUCCAGCCGCUCAUCAUCCGUGCAGCAUGCGAGGCCAAAGUCCCUUACAUCCUGCCCUGCGAGUUCGGCAGCGACACCAGCAACCCCCGCCUCAUCUCUGCAAUCCCGGUCCACUCCAGCAAGGUCGAUGCGCGAAAACUGGUCGAAGAGCUGGGCACUUCAAUCGAUGGCACUCGAACCAGUGCAUGGAUAGGCAUCAUCAACAACGCCUGGUUCGAUUGGAGUCUAGCUGGAGGCUGGUUCGGCAUCGACAUCAAGUCUCGGAAAGUCACACUUCUCGACGGCGACGGCGACAGCAACGGCAUCAAGACAUACACCUCAACUAUCCACAUGUCAGGCUUGACCGUGGCACGGCUUCUCGCCCUGCCACUGGCCGUCACAGGAAAGAAUCCCAACGUCACCAGCAACGAUCCCAAGCUACAACGCACGCUUGCUUCGUUCGCCAACAAAAUGGUGUAUGUGGCCAACUUCCAGCUCUCGCAAGUCGGCAUGUUCCAGGCCGUGCAACGAGCCACCCAUACGACUGAUGCAGACUGGGACAUUUCACAUGUGCCCCUCAUCCAGUAUAUUCGAGACGGCUCCACGAGACUCGAACAGGGUGACAUUACAGGCAUCAUGAAUCUUGUGUACGGCAACCUUUUUGUGAACGGCGUCGCGGAUGCGUAUUACCCGAACGGCUCGCUGGAGGAAGUGGAGUUAGACAAUGCUCUGCUUGGACUCGGAGGUUGUGAAGAUCUCGACGAGGUCACGAGCAGAGUCGUCAAGAAGGUGACGGCCGGCGGGUGAGUAUAUCACGCUCCUGGAACAUUAUGCACGCACGGGACCAUGU